UAUAAAUUGUAUGUUGUCUUUAAAAUUGUUUAGAUACAUUAAUUACAUCAUCUUGUGUUCCCCAUGUUAAAAACCCCCCUGAUAUUUACAAGUGGUGGAUUAGAAGAAAAGGUUUGGGGAAGAAAAAUUAGGGUUUAGAAUGGGUAUUAUGGGUGAAAUAUGCAGUGCGAUAAAUGAAAUCGACGGCAAGAAACAAAAGCUCCGGGAAUCAUUGAAACACCUCCUCCUUGUUCUUCAAUCAAAUAGUAGUGAUAGUGUGGCGAGGAAUCUGAAAUGGGAGGAUUUGGAUUCAUACUUGAAAAAACUCGAGUCCUCUCUCCAAACUAAAUACAAUCUCCUCCUCCGCCACCAAUCCCCAGUAGAAGAAAGGAGUACGGAAUUGAAACGUUUAUGUGAGAAUUCAGAUGGUUUAGGGUUAAAACAGUUUGUUGUUACUAUUACUAGUAGUGAAAGUGAAUCCGCUCCUGCUGAUCCACUUUCAAUUUUGGUUGAGGCUUUCACCCGCUAUGCACCUCAUACUGCACCCGCUAUGGUUCUCGACUCGAUUUCACUGGAUCAAUUCCACCCCUCUUCUCCUCUGGUUAUUAUGUUGCAAGCUCUGAUACGUUUUAUGCAAAACCAACCACCUGAACCUGCAGACAUUGAAUCAUUAAAGGAUAAGGCUAUGCAGGUUGCCCUCCAAUUGAGGACUUGUAGUUCUUCUUCAUUGGGUUUUUUGCUUCUUGUCAAGGCCUAUGGUUUGAUUCACCGAUUUGACAACCACCUUGUUAUCGAUUCCUUUAUCAUUCUUGCCCAAACACUGCCUUCCCAUGCUAUCCAUCUUUGUCCACAACUUCUUACUCCGAAUCACAUCAAUGAUCUUAUUCAGAAACUCAUUGAUAAAGGCAUGCAUAUUACUGCUGUCAAUUUUAGCCUUCAGCUUCACACGACCGAUCGUUUUCCACCGGUUCGUCUCUUGGAAGAGCGCAAGUUAAUGUCUACUACGGCUAUUGAGGAGGCACUCCACGAUGUAGAAGCUUGUAAUGAGGUCAUGCUGAGAGAAAUCGGCACAUUAAAGGCCAUUAUCAAAUGCGUUGAUGAAAAUCACCUGCACACAGAGUACCCAAAGGAUAGUGUGGUUGAACUUGUUAACAAACUCGAGAAUGAGGCGGAAAAUGCCAAACAACAUCUUGUAAAGAAACUAAGGAACGAUGAUCCUGGUAGCAAAAAACGACCAGCAAUAGCACGUGUAUCCAAGAAGAAGCUGCUGUCAAAGACAAAGAAACCAAAACAAGACAAAUUUCUUCAAACUGCAGCAUCUGCAGAACCACAGAAUGCCAUGCCGGCUGAAGAACCUCAUUCACAGGCAUCAGAUUUGUUGACAGGCCAUAUUGAUCAAUACCACAGUUCUUCAUGUGGCUCUGAUCCCACUGCUCCAUAUACCGCCCCAGCAAGUCCUUGUGAGUUGGCAAGAGCAAAUAGCGGUCACAGUGGCAAUCUGAUGCCUGUUGAUAAGGAGACUGGCCUUUGUGUUUCACAGUCACACCCUCCAUCUUGUUACAAUUCAAAUGGUUGGAUAUCGGAAUAAAACUUUAAAUUUCCAGUAGUCAUAAUAAUCUUAGGUUGGCCACAUCCAAUUUUUUAAUCUGUUUUCUUUUUGGAAAUAUGAUGUGUGUUGUUAGGUGCUCACAGCCUUCUAGGCAACAAGCUGUAAAUUUUUAAGAAAAAUUCAUUCCCUUUUGUUA
This is a messenger RNA of Erigeron canadensis, 1724 nucleotides long. Its product is annotated as FRIGIDA-like protein 1. The coding region runs from base 140 to 1567 and encodes 475 amino acids. The record is from RefSeq and is a predicted model, not a curated record. The transcript is spliced from 3 exons. NCBI's taxonomy places the organism in Eukaryota, Viridiplantae, Streptophyta, Magnoliopsida, Asterales, Asteraceae.